GCGACCGAAACGAAGCGCGACCGUAAUGAUCGGCUACCGACGAAACAACUCUAAAACAAACAAGUGAUAUGAAAAUCAACGUGAGGAUUCGUGGGGAAUGGCUGUUAAUUCCUUGUCGGAAUAACAAAAAUAAUACGAUCGAAUGGCUAUGUCAGGAAGCACUGCGUAGAUACAUCAAGCAGUGUGAUUACUCGGGAGAUGAUGACCACGUUGUUGAAAUGCGGAAGACUCAAGGAGGAAGCCUUCUCUUCCCAUACGAUGCAAUUGAGGAUGUCUUAGAUGAAAACGAUUUUGUUUAUGCCGUGCUUCAGAGUGACCUGAAAAAAAUUGUUAAAGUGGAGGAAACCAUCAUGAGUGGGUAAGAAACAUAUGUUAAUUAGUGACCAUAUAAGCAUAAGAUCUCUUGGAAGGGCUGUGAUUGAUACAUUUAUAAAUACAUUUUCCUAUCAGGGCCGAAUCCAGGGGCACAACAUAGGGCCUAUUCAGAAUAGAUAAGUAAGAGCGCUAAUUUCAAUAUAUGCUUUGAAAUUUUAAAAUUUAUUGGCAAAACAGAGGGAAUGUGCCCCCCCCCCCUUACUGGAUCUGCCCCUGCCUAUGUUUGAGCACUGUUUACAAAUGUGUGUAUACGUGUUCAUUUCAAAUAGAGUGGCC
This is a messenger RNA of Anneissia japonica, 651 nucleotides long. Its product is annotated as histidine ammonia-lyase-like. The coding region runs from base 69 to 362 and encodes 97 amino acids. The record is from RefSeq and is a predicted model, not a curated record. Lineage: Eukaryota; Metazoa; Echinodermata; Crinoidea; Comatulida; Comatulidae. The transcript has 2 exons.